Messenger RNA from Clupea harengus (Atlantic herring), 1801 nucleotides. RefSeq names its product acyl-CoA dehydrogenase medium chain (gene acadm). The record is from RefSeq and is a predicted model, not a curated record. Lineage: Eukaryota; Metazoa; Chordata; Actinopteri; Clupeiformes; Clupeidae. Gene Ontology annotation, cellular component: cytoplasm; mitochondrion. Gene Ontology annotation, biological process: fatty acid beta-oxidation; medium-chain fatty acid catabolic process. Gene Ontology annotation, molecular function: medium-chain fatty acyl-CoA dehydrogenase activity; flavin adenine dinucleotide binding.
CUCGCCUGAUUGGUCAGAUACACAUUUUUUUUUACACGAACGACAUAGACAUAUACAACACUGUUCAAGGAGUUUCGACCCUUGGCUUCAGUCAACAACAAUGCUCUUGAACAAGGCCUUGAGGGCCGGUGUCCGAACAGGACUCCGGUACCAGAGUACCAGUGCCCAAGCAGCCACCAGUGCUGCCCGAGCACCACAAGGAGGAUUUUGCUUUGAAAUGACUGAUCAACAGAAGGAAUUUCAGGAGUUGGCCAGGAAGUUUGCCAGGGAGGAGAUUGUACCUGCAGCUGCAGAAUAUGAUAGAAGUGGUGAAUAUCCUUUCCCAAUCAUUAAGAGAGCAUGGGAACUGGGUCUGAUGAACUCUCAUAUUCCAGAGGACUGUGGUGGAAUGGGUCUGUCCAUAUUCGACUCCUGCCUCAUCACAGAGGAGUUGGCUUAUGGCUGCACAGGUGUCCAGACUGCCAUUGAGGCAAACUCGCUUGGUCAAAUGCCAGUUAUCAUUGCUGGGAGUGAUGCACAGAAGAAAAAGUACCUGGGAAGGAUGACCGAGGAGCCUCUUAUGUGUGCAUAUGGUGUUACAGAGCCUGGGGCAGGCUCAGAUGUGGCCGCCAUCGCGACUCGUGCCGUGAAGAAAGGAGACGAGUACAUUGUCAAUGGACAGAAGAUGUGGAUCACAAACGGAGGGAAAGCUAACUGGUACUUCCUGUUGGCCCGGACUGACUCUGAUCCUAAAUGCCCAACCAGCAAGGCUUUCACUGGCUUCAUUUUGGAUGCCGACACUCCAGGUAUCCAAGUUGGUAGGAAGGAAUUGAAUAUGGGCCAGAGAUGCUCAGACACCAGGGGCCUCACCUUCGAGGAUGUGAGAAUACCCAAGGAGAAUGUCCUCAUCGGCGAAGGGGCUGGCUUCAAGAUUGCCAUGGGAGCUUUUGAUAAGACUAGGCCUCCAGUUGCUGCUGGUGCAACCGGCCUGGCUCAGAGAGCUCUUGAUGAGGCUACCAACUACAGUCUGGAGAGGAAGACCUUUGGCAGGGCUAUUGCUGAGCACCAAGCUGUGGCCUUCUUACUUGCCGAGAUGGCCAUGAAAGUGGAACUGGCUAGGAUGGCCUACCAGAGGUCUGCCUGGGAGAUCGAUAACGGCCGUAGGAACACGUACUAUGCUUCCAUUGCCAAAGCCUUUGCUGGUGACAUUGCCAACCAGGUGGCUUCAGAUGCCGUUCAGGUCUUUGGUGGAAACGGAUUCAACAGUGACUAUCCUGUUGAGAAACUCAUGAGAGAUGCCAAAAUUUAUCAGAUCUACGAAGGCACCGCUCAGAUCCAGAGAUUGAUCAUCUCCAGGGAACACCUGGGAAAAUACAAGAAAUGAAAAUGAAAUUCAGUGCAUGACAACCAUAGAUGCUCCUCUAACAUAUUCAAAAUAUUUGUAAAAUAAAACAAAUGGUUGCUACAUCUCAGGAUUUCACAAACCUGAUUGCCUUAUGCUCUCCAAGGGCUGUACUCUCUGACUGUGACGGUGUAUACCUUUUAAAAAUAUCUUUUCCGUAUUUUUGUCAUAUCUUUGUUUUGGCUGAAAUCCACAUGCCUUGUUCUUGUUUGUGUUCAUGUCAUUAUAAAUACCAGUGGCCUGUCCUGUUAAAGCCAACUGAACAAACACACGCCAGUGAAAUGUGCUUUUUUUUUUUAUGGAGUUAAACCUGAAAUGAAUGGAUAUUGUUUUAACAAAUACAUAUUCAAGACAUAAUCUCUCUCAUUUCAGAUAUUUACGGGUCAAGAACGAUAAUAAAAAGUUAUGCAGAAGAUGGAA